CUGAUUAGUUUUGUCUCUCCCAAGGCCCGCGAAUCGCGAAAGCUCGAUCUGUUUCUUCCCUUUUCUUUUUAUGACAUAAAUCCUGUCGGAUUCUGCUCUCUAUAUCUCUGAAAAUGGCGGACGCAAAUGCCGAACCGGCCGUUGGUUCUUCGGGAUCUAAUGAAAGCGUUACAAAGAUUGAGCCGAUCCGGAUGCCAACCAUCGAGGAGAUCCGAGCACAAGAUGUUUGGAACAACUGCGCCGUCAAAAGUGUAGCUAGUGGAGUCAUGGGAGGAGGGCUUGGUCUGAUGAUGGGUUUGUUCUUGGGAGCAUUGGAUAAUCCUAUAACGAAUGAUACCAUGACUGGUAGGCAGCAGUUUGUGUUCACUGCUAAACAAAUGGGACAAAGGAGUUGGAGUUCUUGCAAGACUUUUGCUGUUAUGGGUUUGGUUUUCUCUGCUGCUGAAUGCAUUAUCGAGAAGGCAAGGGCGAAGCAUGACACAACAAACACUGCUUUUGCUGGAUGUGUGACCGGUGGCUCCAUGUCUGCCCGAGGUGGGCCAAAAGCUGCGUGUAUAGGCUGCGCUGGCUUUGCAACUUUCUCUGUACUGAUAGAGAAGUUCUUCGACAGGCAUACGUAAACCAACAAUAUAUCUAACAAGCGCCAUUGCUGCGAAUUGUUUAGCUGUUUCUUAUACAAGGAGAGAGGGAAAACUAGAAUUACAUUUUCCAACAUAGAAGAAGAAACUGAAGCUUGUUUUGAUUGAAUAUUUGUUCAGUUAUUGUCAUUAUUUAUCGUAGAUUUUGUUUCCA
This is a messenger RNA of Raphanus sativus (radish), 792 nucleotides long. RefSeq names its product mitochondrial import inner membrane translocase subunit TIM22-4. Gene Ontology annotation, cellular component: TIM22 mitochondrial import inner membrane insertion complex. NCBI's taxonomy places the organism in Eukaryota, Viridiplantae, Streptophyta, Magnoliopsida, Brassicales, Brassicaceae. The coding region runs from base 114 to 620 and encodes 168 amino acids. The transcript has 4 exons. Gene Ontology annotation, biological process: protein insertion into mitochondrial inner membrane. The record is from RefSeq and is a predicted model, not a curated record. Gene Ontology annotation, molecular function: transmembrane protein transporter activity.